Molecule: messenger RNA, 4952 nt
Organism: Schizosaccharomyces octosporus yFS286
Lineage: Eukaryota; Fungi; Ascomycota; Schizosaccharomycetes; Schizosaccharomycetales; Schizosaccharomycetaceae
Product: multi-copy suppressor-Chk1
Exons: 1
Coding region: 153-4808 (1551 amino acids)
Biological process (GO): chromatin remodeling
Cellular component (GO): nucleus
Molecular function (GO): histone demethylase activity
Source: RefSeq, a predicted model, not a curated record
CUUCGGUUAGGUAUUAGUCUACAACUUGUUUUUUCUUACCUUCCCCCACAGAGAAAUUUUUCUUCACCACCACGGGGUUCGAAUCCAUCACUGCAAAUUUUUGAAUUACCAAGGAUACUGUCGUUUUACGCUGUGUCUUUCACUGGUAAACAAUGCGAAAAAGUUCUUUGAACAAUUUCGCAACUUCUCAAAAUCUGUUUCAAUUUCCUUCUGUCGAUUUUGAGCACAUAACGGAAAGUGCUAUAAAAAACAGCACUUCUUCCAUCCAUUUAGCUCCUACGGAGCCUAUAUCCUCUAAUCAAAAGCAAGAAAACGAUCUUUCCUCUGAAUCCAAGUUAGAUCCUUUACAUCCCAAACCCAGCUUUGGCAGAAAUCUACUUACUAAUGAAACCAUUCAAAACUCACACGAACCUUCAGAAGAUUCUUUUACGUUAGGUCUAGCCUAUAUAAGUGAGCUUUAUGCCUCUACGAAACAUUUAGGUGCUUCCAAAAUCUUGCCACCUUCCGGCUGGUCAUGUCCUUUCACCAUAGACCCCACAACGCUGAAGUUUGUGUGCAAGAAUAAUAGACCUUCCUCUCGUUCUGUUUUGACCCCCGUUCUUUCCAAGGAACAUAAAUCACCCUCUGCAAUUCCACUAUCGGAGGAAAAACGAAUCGCCGACCGAUCUGACUCGGUGGUUCUCUCUUUCAUUUUCGUUUUAGGAAAACAGGUCGACCUUUUGCAAUUAAAGCAAUGGCUACAAUUCUCACAAAAGCUUGAUAUGCCAAAAUAUGAGUUUUGGUCUCAAGCAGCUCAGUUUUAUAAAUUAGAUGUUAAUAGUUUGGAAACGGCUUAUUCCACUUACGAGUCCUCUGAUACCCAAAAUGUCACGAAUGGUGCAGGAUUUUCUCGUUCUCCUAUUACUCGUCCUGCUAAACGUGCACGUCGACAAUUGCAAGGUCCAAAGUGUAAGGUCUGUGACCAAGAAGGCUCUUCCUUUGUCACUUGUUAUAUUUGUCAAGCCAGCUAUCAUUAUUCGUGCGUAGAAGCCCCUUUUGCCCCCUUUACCAAUAUCCACUAUUUCACCUGUAACCGUUGUAUUCCCGAUAAUCUAAAGCUUUCCUGGAAGGACGUUGAUUAUCACUGCAUCUCUUCAUUCCUUGACUCCAACUCCAAUUUGGAAUCCUCUCUUUCUUCUUCCGUUUCUUCUUUCCAUAACCAAUUUUCACCUUCGUAUAUCCACGAAUUAAACAAUUGCAUCCCCUCAUCGAAAUCACAAGCUUCGGCACGAAAAACUCGUUCUUCCAAAACCAAUGAUGACUCAUCCUCAUCCUCGUCCUUUCCUUUUGCUUUAUUAAACCCAGAAUCCCAUUAUACCUAUCUUUCCCGUUUGUCCCCUUUAGAGCAGUACUUUUGGUCUUCUUCUUUUUACACAAAUUCUUCUACAUUUGAAACAUCUGACCAACCAUUAGUAGGCAUUUGCAAAAACAAAACUGCCUUCCCAACAAAUCGGCAAAGUCCUUACUACAAUGAUCCUUGGAACCUUCCUUUCCUUCAAUUUGCAAAAUUAUCCCCUUUAAAAUUCACUCCUCCUGAAAUUUUAACCCCCACUGUUGAGUUUGGACAAUUGUCGACCUGUGUUGGCUGGAAAAGAAAUACAAUGUCUCUCUUUGGUUUACAUUAUCACCACUGUGGAUCCCCAAAGACUUGGUAUGUUAUACCCGCCGAGGAAACCGCAAAGUACGAAAAGUUGCUGUUAGAACUCCUGCCUGCAUCGUUAAAGGAACAGCCAGAAACGACAAAGAACUCUUCAUUUCUUCUUCCUCUUCAGGUUAUCUUGGCCAAUGGAAUUAAUGUGAAUACAUUUUUACAAUAUCCGAAUGAAUUUGUAAUUACGUUUCCUGAUGCCAUAUAUACAUCCUUGGAUCAUGGGUUUAAUAUUCAUGAAUCUAUCCCGUUCGCUGCUAAAGAAUGGAUCACCGAUAAGUAUGCUCAGCAAUCAUUUCAAACUUACAAAGAUCUUUGCAUACCUACCCCUUUUUCUUAUGACCAUAUAUUGUUAGCAAACGCUACUGUAGAUAAAACAGUCCAUUCAGCUUAUUGGCUUAUGACAUGCUUGAGGGAACGGAUAGACGAUGAGCUAAAGUUGCGGAACAACUUUCGAAAAAAAUUCGCUUCCCUUCCCUGGGUACCCGUUCCUUUAGAAUCAUCUGUUAUGGCCUGUAGUCACUGUAAAACCUUUGCUUAUAUGGUUGCUGUUGGGAUUAACAAGUCGAAUCAAACCUUCUGUUUACUGCAUGCUGGCCAGAAUUUGAAUACGAAGAAUAAUGACUUAACAAUUAGCGUUCGAUAUAAUGAUGGAGCUUUGUCUGAAGCUUAUAAUGCUGUUGUCGAACGAGCCAAAAAAGCCGAAGUAUGGUUAGACAAAUAUCGAGAAGUUUUCUCCACUGCUCGUCCUAGCUUAAAGGUUCUCAAAAAUUUAUACAAUGAAGCUGAUACUUUAUCUUGCCCUAUACAGGAAGUGGAAGAACUUCGGUCGUUUGUUCAAAUGGGUCAAAAUUGGUUGGAAAAAGCUUCUGUCGUUCUGAAAAGAAAAGCUCCCUUAAAAAAGGAUAAAAGAAAAAUGAAAAAGAGUACCAAUGAAAGUCCUUCAGAUGAUGGAGUUUCAUCUCCAGCCCUAAAAUAUAAUGAGUCAGAUAUAUUGAUAGAACUCGUUGAAGAAGGAUGUAAAUUUCCUUUCGAAAUUCAAGAAAUGGAACUUCUUCAUGAAAAGCUAAACCAAUUAAGGUCUUACCAAGAAAAGGCGAAAUCGGUAAGGAAUCAGCAACUCACAUACGACAUAUGCUUAAAUAUGGUUAAUGAAGGAAAAGAGAUUCAAAUUGAAACGCCUGAAUUAGAGUUUUUUGAGAAGCAAUUAUCUUAUACGACUUGGACAAAAAGUUUUAAAGAAAUUGUUAAUAGAGAAGAUUUUGCUUUAGAAGAAUUGGUUGAUUUAAUCAAUCGAGGAAAUGAAAUUGGAAUACCCACCGACAGUGAAGAAAUGGCCCAAGCUUUAUUUAUGAAGGAUAAAUCUGAACGAUGGAAUAAACAAGUCGAAACUUUUCUAACCCAAGAAACUACGCCUACUCAAAAAUUAGUGGAAUUAAAAAACGAAGCAAAGCAAUUGUGCGUGGACAAGAACCUAAAAGAUCGCCUUAACGAAGUUUUGUUCAAGUCUGUGUCAUCUCAUGAUCGGUUAGUUUCUUUGAUAGCCGGCUCUGAAAAUGCCGAUUUUGAAAAACGACCUACUGUUGAUGAAGCGCGGAACAUCUUGAACGAAGCGGAAGCUCUAUCUAGUAAGCCCGAAGAGUUUGUUACCGCCCAAAAGCUUGUUACGAAAACGCUUGAAUGGGUCCGUAAGGGUAAGCGAUUGUUUGGUAAAGCAAAUGCUCCUCUAGAAAUUUUUAAUCAACACCUUGAAUUUGUUGACCAGAAGAAUUCGAGCGCAAUGAUUGAUGAAGGCACAGAUGCUCAUUUACAUGUUGGUAAUGAAUACUAUAUUGUGGCCGGAUCUAAUCCUUUGGAUUUUCAUUACUGUUUCUGUAGAUUACCUGAGUCUGGUAUGAUGAUCGAGUGCGAAGUUUGUCAUGAAUGGUAUCACGCCAAAUGUAUGAAAAUGUCAAAGAAAAAACUUCGAGCUAAUGAAAAGUUCGUUUGUCCUAUAUGCGAUUAUCGUGUUGAAAUACCCCGUCAUUCCCAUCGUCCACCAUUAAUAGAACUUCAGCAAAUGGUUUCUGAUAUUCCUAGUCUUCCUUUUCAGCCUGGUGAAGUGGAUUUACUGAAACGGGUUGUACACGAUGCGGUUAAUUUUCGUGAUCUCAUACAAAAUACUAUUCAGGAUCCCUCGAGGCUUUCUUUUGAAGAUAUCCCUAUUAUUCGCUUCUUUCUAAGGAAGUUAGAGGGUGUAGAAAUAUUGUAUACAGAGGAGAUAAAUGUUUUCCGACAAAAAUUACAUGAAUUAUUACCAAUUGCUCCUGUUCCUCCUCCGUUUAUUGGCGAGAGUCGCUCUAACAGAAAACCACGGCCCACAAAGCGUCAGCGAGAAAUUAUGGACCAAGUUGAAAGUGGGAAGUUAACCUCUGCGGAGGGUGCUGCCGCGAUAGCUGCUACCCAAAUACGCAAUCAGACCAACUCGGUAACAAGAAAUCAGAAUGUUCAUACUCUGAGCACUACUUUAUCGCCUUGGGCUAUGAAAAGUUUAGCUGAAGCUGUUUUGAGUUCGGCACCUUUACCAGCAGCUGACUCACUGGUUAACGAACCAAAGUUGAUACAAACUCCAGAUGCUAUAUCUCCUGAUAUCACUAAAUUUACUGAUUUUAAUUUGAUGGAAAAUAUCGAAGCUCCAAUUACACCAACCUCAGUAGUGGAUGAUCAAAAUUCGACUGUUGUUUGUUUGUGUAAGCAACCUUUUGCUAUUUCAGAUGGAAUGGUACAAUGCCACACUUGUUCUGAAUGGUAUCAUUACGAUUGCGUUGGUCUUUCCUCGGAAAUAGUUAGUACUUUAUCAACCUAUAUAUGUCCCGAAUGCUGCAGCAAACAGGGUAAGUUAUAUCCAUUCAAUACUCGUCCUCGUUCUGUACCCUCUUUGUGGGCUUCCCAGACAUACCCCCCUAGUGUCCUUCAAGGGACAACCGAGAACUUCUCAACGUUGAAUAAAGCAUUUACAACUUCUGCGAAUCUUUUCGAUAUGUUGACUCCGAUGGAUACAACGUCGUAUAGCUCAAAGGUUGACUACUUUCUCGAGGAUAAAAAGCCGGAUCUUUUUACAGAAACUUACCUCAGCAUGUAGCAUUUUGGGCUUAUGUUUAUUUAUCAUGUUGAUUCAACUUUUUCUAUGACUAUAACGGUAUAUGAUGGCGAUUUCUUUUUAUUUACUUUAGCUAGAACAGACUAAAGUCUAACGAACUUAAUACUAAUGUGUAUAUUAUUUGUU